Molecule: messenger RNA, 800 nt
Organism: Polistes dominula (European paper wasp)
Lineage: Eukaryota; Metazoa; Arthropoda; Insecta; Hymenoptera; Vespidae
Product: cilia- and flagella-associated protein 300
Source: RefSeq, a predicted model, not a curated record
UGUUAUUAAAUAAUAACAGGCCUUUUUUAAAAAUCGUGUCGUUGUUGAAAAUUUAUUAACAAAAACAGAAAACUCAUCGUGGACAAAGCAAGGUAUCAAAUUUAAUUAUAAAAAAAAAAUGUUAUUUAAAUAUCUUCUUCUGAUAUUAUAUUACUGUAUAUUAUUAAAUACAUGUUUUUUUUUUUUGCUUUUUCUUUUCUAGGAAUUAUUGCAUCAACUGUGGACGUAGAACAAUUACCAUGUUCUGUUAUAAAUAUGUCUUUUUUUGAUAAAUUACGUAAUCCAGAUAAUGGAAUAAUAAGUAUUUCUGGUGUUAUUCGUAAAAGAUAUGAUAGCGAAAUUCAUGAUUUCCUUGUUUCUGACAAAUUAAGAGAGAUGUUAUUGGAUGAAGAGUCAGAACAAUAUAAUUUAUAUACGAAAGAUGAAAGAAACGAAUUUAUUUUUUGCAUUUUUCAAAUGUUAGUACUUGGUGGAAGUUUGUGUCAAUACGAAGACACUUUGGAACCAUAUCUUACUAUUACAAAACGGAUGUAUAAAGAUCUCAUAAGAGUAGAAAAACGAAAAAAUUCCGAAGAAUUAUCUAUCAGUACAAUUGUUUUAAAAGUUAUAGCUAAAGAUAAUAAAAAUCGAGAAUAUUAUCCAAGUAAUACUUCUUGUAAUAUACAGAAUAUUGGAUUUCUAUUGAUCGAUGGAAAUCUACGUGAAGUUACAACGUUUCUACAUCAGUUCUGAUUGAUAUUGUGUAAUUACUUAUUCACAUUCUUCAUUUGUAAUUAAUAAUACGAACAAAUACAAAGAGA